Messenger RNA from Ostreococcus tauri, 771 nucleotides. Its product is annotated as COP9 signalosome complex subunit 7. Bases 1 to 771 code for a protein of 256 amino acids. The transcript has a single exon. Lineage: Eukaryota; Viridiplantae; Chlorophyta; Mamiellophyceae; Mamiellales; Bathycoccaceae. Gene Ontology annotation, cellular component: COP9 signalosome. The record is from RefSeq and is a predicted model, not a curated record.
AUGGACGCGACGACGACGAUGGACGCGGAGACACUCACCGCGCGCGCGGUGACGAUGACGGCGAAUCGCUCGACGAGGGACGAAGACGUCGAGGCGAUCGUCAGACGCGCGAUGGAACAUCCAGGGGUGAUUCUGUACGGAGACAUUCUUCGAGCGUACGGCGAACGGGCGAACGCUCGAGAGGCGAUGACGAACACCCUGGAAACGUUUGCGCACGGAAACCUUGAAGCGCACGAAUCGAGGGAGCGAGGCUCGGUGUUGGAGCUCACCGAGGGAGAGAGGUUGAAGCUUCGAAGGCUGACGACGUGCUCGAUGUGCGCGACGGGCGACGGAACGAUCGCGUACGAUCGAAUGAUGCGUGAACUCAAGUUUGAGAGCGUGAAAGAGCUGGAGCAGUUUAUUGUCGAUGAGUGUCUUUCGACCGGGAUCGUGCGAGGGAAGCUGGACCCGAAGAAUGGGUGCUUCUUGCCGCAAGGGGCGACGACGCGGGACGUCCCCGCGAGCGCCUUGGACGAGCUUCACUUGGGCGUUUCGCGGUGGCUCGAGAUCUCGGAAUCAAUGUUGGUGAGUCUGAAUGAGCGCGUGACGUACAUCAAGAAUGAGAGCGCAAAGUUGGCCAACCGAGAGGACGAAGUCAGUGCCUCGAUUGAGGAGACAAAGAAGGCGUUAAAGGCGGAGCAAGACACGAACGCUCAGGGCGACACGAGCACAAUCGAUAUGGACGACGACGGGCAGGAAGGACCGAGCACGGGCGUGAAACGAAGACGAUGA